GGGUGCCUCCAGCCGCCAACUUUCUUGCCGGAGUCCUGCCUGUGUCCGGGUGACCUCCCGAGCGAGAGCUGCGGCCCCUCCUCCCAGUGCCCCGGCGAGGAGCGGGGCUUGCUGAGCGGCUUGUCCGCGGGGCUGCGGGAAGCGGCCGGCUUUUGCCCCUUCCCGGUGAUUCCUUCGCUCCGGUAGCCGGGCCGGCAACUCGGGCAGCGACUGAGCCCCAGGCGCCAGCCAGCAGCUCCCGGGCCUCGGCUCGCUCGUGCUUUGCUCCUGGCCCAAACUUUCCAAAGCCGCGGGACGCUCAGGGUUUACUUCUUCCAAAGUGUGCGGGACGGCAGACAGGAAGGGAUCCUGCUGCUCCUGGUAUCUGCCUGAGGAGUAGGCGGGGCAGUAGCACCUCCCCCCGUCCCCAUUCCCAGUCUUUGGAAGUCCUCUCCAGGGAAUUUCCAGCAGUUCAGACUGAUGAUCCAGAAAUCUCUUGAGGUGAACUGUGUGAUAGAGUGAAGCAGGCAAAUAUAAUCCAGAAACAGAUUGGUUGCUUUUAUGAGAGAAAAACAAUUACAGGUUUCUGCAAGUGACAGAUGUGAAGAGACGUCUCUUCCGAUGUGACACUUGAAUCUCAGCGCUGACACUCCGAGUUUUCACCGAAAAUUAAAUAUGACUUAGGAACAUCGAACCUUGGGAAGGUUUAUGAUGUCAUCGGUUGCCAGGGGCAGCAAAAUCCAGCAGGCUGUCAGCCUGCAGGGAGUUGACCCAGAAACAUGCAUGAUAGUAUUUAAAAAUCACUGGGCACAGGUUGUGAAAAUCUUGGAGAAACAUGACCCUUUGAAAAAUGCCCAGGCAAAAUAUGGAUCAAUCCCUCCAGAUGAAGCCAGUGCCGUCCAGAAUUAUGUAGAACAUAUGCUUUUCCUGCUGAUUGAAGAGCAGGCAAAGGAUGCUGCGAUGGGACCCAUUCUGGAGUUUGUGGUCUCAGAGAACAUCAUGGAGAAGUUAUUCCUUUGGAGCUUGAGGCGAGAGUUCACUGAUGAGACUAAAAUUGAACAGCUGAAGAUGUAUGAGAUGUUGGUGACGCAGUCUCACCAGCCUCUGUUGCACCACAAGCCCAUCUUAAAGCCUCUAAUGAUGCUGUUGAGCUCUUGUUCUGGGGCAGCCACACCUGCUGUGGAGGGAGAGCUGGUUGUCUUGCUCAAUCAGCUCUGCUGCAUCCUGGCCAAAGACCCGUCCAUUUUGGAGCUCUUUUUCCACACUAGUGAGGAUCAAGGAGCUGCCAACUUCCUCAUUUUCUCCCUUUUAAUUCCCUUCAUUCACCGUGAGGGGACAGUGGGACAGCAAGCACGAGAUGCUCUCCUUUUCAUCAUGGCGCUCUCAGCAGAGAACAGCAUGGUGGCCCACCACAUUGUGGAGAACACCUACUUUUGUCCAGUGCUGGCAACGGGAUUAAGUGGCCUCUACUCUUCUUUGCCUACAAAAUUAGAAGAGAAGGGAGAUGAAUGGCACUGCCUUCUGAAGGAUGACUGGUUACUUCUGCCUUCUCUGGUCCAGUUCAUGAAUUCCCUGGAGUUUUGCAAUGCGGUCAUACAGGUUGCCCACCCUCUGAUUCGUAACCAGCUUGUCAACUACAUUUAUAACGGGUUCUUAGUACCAGUGUUGGCUCCUGCUCUCCAUAAGGUGACUGUGGAAGAGGUGAUGACUACAACAGCGUACCUGGAUCUCUUCCUGCGCAGUGUCUCAGAGCCGGCUCUCCUUGAGAUCUUCCUUCGUUUUAUUCUCCUGCACCAACAUGAAAAUGUCCACAUCCUAGACACGCUGACAAGUCGGAUCAACACCCCAUUUAGGCUGUGUGUGGUGUCCCUGGCGCUGUUCAGAACCCUUAUUGGCUUACAUUGUGAAGAUGUGAUGCUGCAGCUGGUUCUAAGGUACCUGAUCCCAUGCAACCACAUGAUGAUGAGUCAGAGGUGGGCUGUGAAAGAAAGAGAUUGCUAUUCCGUUUCUGCUGCUAAGCUGCUCGCUCUGACCCCUGUGUGCUGUUCCAGUGGGAUUACUCUGACUCUUGGGAACCAGGAACGGGACUACAUCCUUUGGUCCAAGUUCAUGCACAGUGAUUCAGACUCUGGAGAGCAGCCUCCUCCUGAGGAAGUGUCUCCGUCGGCCUGCAUUGUGGAGUAUGGCAAAGCCUUGGACAUUAGCUACCUUCAGUACCUCUGGGAGGCCCAUAAUAACAUCAGCCACUGCAUGAAGGACUGCCAAGUCUGGUCUGCUCUUUAUGACGGAGAAUCCCCUGACCCUGAAACCUUUCUGUCCAACCUGAAGGAGGAGAACAGCACCACCGUGUCCUACCCAGUGCUGAGGACACAGCAGCAGUCAGCCAGCCGUCCUGGUGCUCAGCUCACACACAAGAAGGAGAAGAGCCAGACGGAGCUGGAAUGGGAUGACAGCUAUGAUACGGGAAUGUCUGCCCAGGCUGGAGGGAGCCCCUCUCAGCCCUGUGAGGAUCUGGAGAACCCAGCUCCUCCAGUCCCCAUCGACCCCCCCAAGCACAUCCAGGAGAUGAAGAAGAACGCCAUCAUGCUGUUCAAAGGCUCUUACAUCGAGGAAUCUGACUUUCAGGACGAUGUCAUGGUUUACAGGCUCUGUGCUGAGAAAGACGCCCAGGACAGCCAUGGCGUCAAGGGGGAGCCCCUGAAGUCUCCGGGUUCCCCCCUGAACAACGGGCCCCUCCGGUGCCCCAGCACACAGAGAGAUUCUGAACAAGAACAAAAUAGGAUCAAUUCAAGCUCGAGUCAUGAAGAGCCCGAGGAAGAGUCCCACCAGAGCCCUCCCAGGGUGGCCUCGCCAUCCAUCUCCGAGUCAGCCCAGGCCGUGCCACUGGAGGCCGACCACAAUCCUGGUGUGAUGGUCGCCAGCCCGGAUGGUGAAGAUUUCAUUACCCAGUAUGAGAAAAUCAUCAAAGAACUGGACUCUGGCUCUGAGGGGUUGAUGGAAGAAAAUUUCCCCACACCUGCUCCCUCACCUCCUGUGCUGAAGGAGGAAGGGGAGAAGAAGGAAGAAAUGAAAGAAGGAGAGGAAACAAGCGAGGCAGAAGAAAGGAGGGAGGAUGAAGAAGAGGAAGAGGAGGAGGACUUUGAGCAUUUUGUAGCUGAGGCUCCUUCAGUAGAAAGCUUACCUUCCCCCUUUGGGACCAAAGAUCAGAAUGUCUUUCCUACUCGUCACACGAGGACACAGCGGGCCCCCUUUACAGGACCAUUUAUCAGUGUGGUGCUGUCGAAGUUGGAGAACAUGCUGGAGAAUUCCUUGCAUGUUAAUUUGCUGCUUAUCGGGAUCAUUACUCAGCUGGCCAGCUACCCCCAACCCCUCCUCCGAUCUUUCUUGCUGAACACCAACAUGGUCUUUCAGCCCAGUGUUCGAUCCUUGUAUCAGGUUCUUGCAUCUGUGAAAAACAAAAUUGAGCAGUUUGCCUCCAUAGAGAGAGAUUUCCCAGGCCUUCUCAUACAAGCUCAGCAGUAUCUGCUUUUCCGAGUGGACAUGUCUGCUAUGACCAACGAGGAAAUAACCAAAGAUCACAAUCAGGACUCCUACCCAACAGCAACAGGAAGGAACAUUUUGGACAGUCCCGCAAGGUUGCUUCAGCCUUUCUUACCGAACAGAGGGAAGACACCGGGAACCCUUCCCAGCAUCCCUCUGCCUGUGAGGAACACCAUGCUGGCCGCUGCCCUCUUCCCAGAGUUCCUGAAAGAACUGGCGGCCUUGGCUCAGGAGCAUUCGAUUAUGUGCUGCAAGAUCCUGGGUGAUUUUGAGGAAUCUUAUUGUUAGCCCUUCUUUAAGGGAAAAAAAAGGCAAACAAAAAACCAAAUUUGUGCAGUUUUUAAAAAGGGUUUUAGUGUUUUGACCGAUUUUUAAAUUCAAAGCUGCUUAUAAAAAUUUCUACUUUGAUAUUUCCUGACAAUACUUGAUCUGGGAGGGGAAUAAUCUCUUUGUAUAUUCUCUCUCAUCACUGGGCCUUAUGAUCUUUUGCUGUGUAGAACUCAAGUCUCAUAAGGUAAUUGUUUGUGAGAGGGCUUCUCGUUGCUCAGCUUCUCCCCCAAUUUCUUUGUUUGUCAUCCCUUUCUCUCCCCUCCUUUGGGCCUUUCAGCUGACAGUACACCUGGUCUCCACUUGGACAGACAUUUGUUUGGGGCUGUCCCGGGGGUCCCAGGCAUGCUCCACUCCCUUGGAAUCUCUCAGCGCCAGACACACCUUGACUCACCUGGUACCUUAAUGAGGAGAGACAUGCCUGAGACUUAGCAGACUGCUCCUGUGGCCUUCUGUCCCAAGUCACCAGGUUCUUUAGAAGGAAGAAUGGAAAGAAAUGGAACCCCUGGGCCUUUCUGGCAUCCAUGGAAAUCAAGCAUCACCCCUGGAUUUACUGCAAAACAAGUGUGCUAAUUCAACAUAUCUUGCCUUAGGGUGUGGGAAGCCUCUAGCUGAAGGCUGGCCACCAGGAAAGUCAGCUGCAAGCUUGAGUUUGGCCAGGAGGAGGAAUGCAUGGAAUUUUCCCAUUGUGUUUGUGAGCAAGACUUCCUUUCAUCAGCCUCCCCUUGCCCCCCCAAACUCAGAAGUGAAGCCUUAUCUGGUGAGAUUUGCACAUAAUAAAAUGUUCUAUGCAAGUGGCAA
Messenger RNA from Dromiciops gliroides (monito del monte), 4647 nucleotides. It is a transcript of the gene FHIP1A, whose product is annotated as FHF complex subunit HOOK interacting protein 1A. NCBI's taxonomy places the organism in Eukaryota, Metazoa, Chordata, Mammalia, Microbiotheria, Microbiotheriidae. The record is from RefSeq and is a predicted model, not a curated record.